UUGAAAUGUGGCCGACGCCAAGUUCGACGCGCGGCGUCGGUCGUGAAAAAUGUUUGUGAAUGUUCAGAUUCCGUGCAUCGUUAAAAUAAUUUGGACUAAACGCAUAUUUGCGUUUUUUUUGUGUCGGUAGACAUUAGUAGUGUCGACCAUAAUCUAUCCUCGAAUGUAGUGCUGUUUGCUUCGCAGUGAAAAUGCCUUUUUUUCCUAUGUAGAGCUCAACAUUAAAGUAAUUCAGGGGGAAAGCUCGAAUUAACGUUUUAGUAUUUUUGGACGCUAAUCGAUAUUAAAAUAGAUAUUUUUAAAAUAAUGUAUGUCAUUAUUACGUAAGGAAAUUUGGUGAUAUCGCUAAAAAAAUAGCUAAACGUUGCCAACUUGCUCUAAGACCCCAAUGUUUGAAAAGUUAAUUUCUGACUUAAAUGAUGAUUCGAGCAUAUUUUUCACACUUUCAAAACAUAUAGUUAAAAAAAGGGUAAAAUAACACCUUCACCCACUGACGCGUCCAAAUACUUCUGAAUUUGUGAUUGUAAGUUAUUAGUUUGAAAUAUAAUAAUACCUGGAGCCACGCACACCAGCAGCUGGCUGUUUACAAUUUUCGGUCAAAACAUAUAUGAAAAUAUUAUUUGUAAUUCGUCUACUCCUGAGCAGAGUUGGUGUAAUAAAUAUGCUGAUUUCUUCAGAGUCUUUAUCUAACACUUCAAUUUACUGUUUACUUUGCAAUAGUGCAGUGUUGUGGUGAACAAUAAAAUUAUUAGUGUUUAAAUUUGGAUAUUACUAUGGCACUGGAUUCUAUUACGAGAAAAUGAGCAGGUCGACCAAGAGCGACAGCCUAGCGAAAUCUGAACCUUCGUCAAAGGAUAUGACAGCAUCAGUUAAUACGGCCGUUCACGAAUUCUCUGGAGUCCGUCUUCCCCUUCAGCCAUACACUGGAAGCCAUGCCGUUUUUAUGUAUUCCACAGCUUCGGACGGUAACGUCACGUUGCAGCUCAAAGAGCCCGAUGAUCUCGACAGGAAUAGCCUGGCGGUCAUGCUGGCACGAUUACAAGAAGACUCUUCGUUUUCCAUCUACACCCAGGACACGGAUAUUCUGUCGGAUGGAGGUAUCGACGUUCUGCUCGGUCCGGGCAGCUCUGGAGAAAAUUCCGGUAAGUACCAUUUGAAAAUGCCAAUUUACAUGCGAGAAGGUCAGUAGAUGGAUUUUAAAUCCAGAAGUUCUUUGCAGCAAGUCAAAAUGUCGCUUAUCUCGGUUUUGUAAGCCACUUUUUGAAUACUGGCUGAUUUCUGCAUCAGAAAGUAACCCUUAACGGCGCAUUGUAUCGCCUUAUAAUAAAAAAAUCAAAUAUUAGGAAGGU
Dendroctonus ponderosae (mountain pine beetle) is the source of this 1349-nucleotide messenger RNA. RefSeq lists its product as uncharacterized. The transcript is spliced from 4 exons. The coding region runs from base 800 to 1189 and encodes 129 amino acids. The record is from RefSeq and is a predicted model, not a curated record. NCBI's taxonomy places the organism in Eukaryota, Metazoa, Arthropoda, Insecta, Coleoptera, Curculionidae.